GGCAACGGGCCUACUUCGAUCGACUAACCAGCGUACGGUACGGACGGACGGAGAAAAAAAUGAGCGUACAUCAACUAGGGCUCGGACAAAAGUGAAGUCGUAGCUAAGUAGUGGAAUCCGUUUUUGCGUAGGGUGCAUCCAAAAAGGUUUGCCGAAUCGCCGCGCGGGUUCCGCGUGCGGAUCGUUUCCGUGUGAAAAGGGUCCUCCGGGGCGAAGGUCCUUGAAAAUUUCGUGGGUGCUAUUUAGCGCGGCGGUAGUGCCAGUGGUGGUGAUCCACACGCAAAGGAUCACCCUUCUACCUAGUGGUAAAGUUUUUGUGCCAUCCGAAGAGAAAAAAAAAUGUGAAUAUUGAAUAUGAUUCUGUCGCAAUACUUUGGAAGAAGCUGCAGCAAAUAAAAAGUUACAGUGGUGAUUGGUGAAUCAACGCAUUUGUGAAGUGCACCAAGUGAAAGAGAAUUCAGGGAAAGGGUCCGUCGGGCGGAGGGCUGCCGAUGGAAAGUGCUUUUCCCCUGGGGAGGAAAAUUGGUGUCAAAUGCCAGAGUGCCGGAAUGAGAGAGGCUUGUUCCGAUGGAUAAAAGAUGAAAUUUUAAUUCGGUUUGAUAUGUGACACAAAAGUGCGCACACGGUUUCAAGGGAACAACAAGGAUUGGCCUCUUUUUUGCCACCCGAAGCUACGAGGUGCGAAACGAGGCAAGCUGGGAGCUGAGCUAUCGAUCAAAGUCAUCAAAGUAGGCGAAAUUGUGGAAUCCGGAUUACAUUCAAAGGAUAGAAAACUAGAAUGGAAGCGACAUCUGGGAGUUGUACCAAAUGAUGAUUGCAUUUAAAGUUUCAUUUGUAACAACUGAACAAAAAAUCUGUCUGAUUCAGGUCUACUAGCAUCCUUGUCGCCUACUGAUGCAGUAUCGGUCCUGAACUCGCCGGAAUGGCCCGUCGGAUCGAUGCGGCAUAACCGGAUUUUCUGAACCAACACCAUGGCCAGCAGCCGGUGCGGAGCAAUGUUACUCAUCUGCGAUAGUUGUGCGAGUUGGGCAAAUCCCGUAGAAAGUGAAUCAAUCAGUGUUGCAAUUUCAAACGACAAGAACAACAAGUGCUUUAACUUUGAGGACGGACAGGAAGAUAGGCAGGAACCUAUAAGUUUGAUUGUGAUACCGGAAAGCGGCCAUCGACCGUCGUCAGGAGGAUACUGCGCAAAGUAUGCUGAAACCAAUCAAGAACCUGCUGACCUAUUUGCAGAAGAAUGCUAAUGGUUCGACGAUCUUUGGGUUAACCAACGGUAUGGGUCCCAUCGAAGAACCGACGCUGCACGAAGCGGCCGACAUAAUGUCGUCGGAGGAGCACAACUGCGAGGAUCCCCUGUACGAUCCGCUCGCGCUGGACGAAUGUGAUAACCACGAUGUGCUAAAUGUGAGCAAUGUUAGUGCUACAACGACCGGAACGACCAGCGGUAGCGAGCUGGACACUUCAACCGGUCAGAUCAUUCUGGUGGACGUGACAAGUCUGAAGAGCCCCGUCGCCGCCGGCACACAAGAAGACGAGGACGAUAGAGGGGGCGGCGGCGGUGGAGGAGGGGGGAUUUGUAGUGCCGUGAACCUUGAUCCUGUGAAUACUAGUGUUAAUGGACUGAACGAAAGUGCGCUGUCGCUGGAGAACGAUGGCGACGAUCCUAAUGAGACCAAGUCUACCAACCUCGAUGACGAUAGCUUUAAGACAGCCUCCUGCGGGGAUACCCCGAAUGUGUCGGUCAACGGUUCCGUAGCGGAAACGUUCGUCGAUGCGAGGCACACCAACGGUGUACCGGAAGUAACAACGGACAACGGAGGCCUGGCCGUCGUUGUGGCGACCGCAAACCAAGAAGAAGAGGAAGCCAGCGAUGGGUCCGAUUCGGGGCUAGGGUCGGAACCGUCACGGAAUCUAUCCACGACGCUGGACAAAGGAGUGGCGGUUGUCGAGCUUCCGAAAAGUAAUCUCAAACGGCGCUCGGCGGAGGAAACGACCGGGGCGAGCACCGAGAAGCGACCAAAGAAGGGCAUCACGUUCGACGGGGUGACGGUUUACUAUUUCACGCGGAUGCAGGGAUUCGGAUGUGUGCCGUCGCAGGGCGGAUGUACACUGGGGAUGGAGUUCCAGCAUAUGCAUUCUAAACGUUUCACCCUGGCCGAGCACGCGGCCGAGCAGCGUAAAGUGCACCGUGCCCAGCUACAGGAACUGAACCCCCGGUCGAGUUCGAGCGAAGAGACCGACAGCGAUGAGGAACCGAGCGAGAGCGGUUCCGAAGCGGAGAGUGAAUCCUACGGGUUCCUGCAACCGGUUACCACUCGGCAGAGGCGAGCUCUGCUCAAGGCGGCCGGAGUGCGGAAGAUCGAUUCCACGGAGAAGGACGAAUGCCGGCUAAUUAGGACCUCGCGGGAAGUGUGUGGAUGUACCUGUCGGGGGUACUGCGAUCCGGAUACCUGUUCGUGUAGUCAGGCAGGGAUCAAGUGUCAGGUGGACCGGCCGAGUUUUCCCUGCGGGUGUACGCAGGACGGAUGUGCUAACGUGGUGGGCCGUGUUGAGUUCAAUCCGGCCCGGGUGAGGACACACUUUAUCCAUACUAUUAUGCGGUUGAAUCUGGAUAAUAAGACCGGCGGAGAUGAACUUGGGGGGAUGGGAAUGCAUUCGGCGGGAGGUUACGGUAACGGUAAGGAUUGGUCUAGUGGACCAGUGCGAUUACCCGGAUUGUACGGGAUGGUAGGGAUCAAUGGUGUCGGAGUCGAUACCGUGGACAGUUACCAUCACCAACAUCAUCACCUACACCACAGCCUCCCGCAGCACCAGUAUGGAGUUAGUCAUAACUAUUUAGCCAAUCAUCCGGUUUCACCUGGAGUUGUCCACCAGGCUGGCGAAUCGCUGGAUCUUCAUUACGCUUUUCGGGACUACUACGGUACCCCGCAACAACCCGGCGAUCAACUGGCCAUGUCCAGUUCGCUCAUGGCACCUUACUAUGGAAACUAUCCGACGGCCAUGGACCAACAGUACCAUCAAUCUCACCACUCCGGCCUAGUCCUAGACCAAAGGCCAUCCGAUCCACAUUCCCCCUACCACAGUCAGAUGGAAACCGUUCCCAGCAGUGCGGUGAUUCUCGACGAAGACACUACACUUAACACCCCCAUCAAUCCAAACUUCAGUUGCGACGAACAAAGUUCUCCGGCCGAUAGCCUACCCCCGAGUACCUCCGCGAGGAUAUUUGUGGACCAGCAGCAUGAUUCGCAGACGUCAUGUUCUUCCAGUGAACCGAACCGACAGCCGACGGAAGAUCCGCUGGCGUCCGCUUCCAAUCAGAGUUCGUCGCCAACCAGCGGUGACUUCAUUGACCUCAACACCCCUCUUCCGUCGAACAGCGACCGGCUGGAGGCCAUCAAUGACCUGCUGGCCAGCAGCCGCCAUCAGCUUACCAUUGCCCAGCGGUCAGUCAUCGCCGAGGAAGACGACGAGCUGAGCGAUUUCCGGGAUCCCCCGGUUAUGCCCCUCUCCAGCGUGGUGGACAGUUCCGAACCGUGCACCACCGACGGAGACGAUACUCAAGACGACGAGCCGCAACCCCAUGAACCCAACCCAGGAGAUGGUUCCGUGAAAGAUGCACCGCCAUCACUGAAUAAUCCCGACAUUGGUACCGGCGGUUGCAGCAACGGUCCCAUUAUUGAAACGUGCGAAAACUUAAGCGAAAUCAUCAAGAAUAGUAUUGUUGAAACUGUGUCUAAUUAGCUGUAGAACGGCGUUUUCGUACUGCGAAAACCGUGCUAAAACUUUAUUUUGCUACUUUUGUCUAGCAAACCUCUUUUCGCUAUUACCUAUGUUGCAUCUGGUUUAUCCUACUGAAUAUUUACCAUAGAAAUACAAUACACGGUUCUGCAGUACUUAACGACGGUUUAUUGUGGCGUCUGCACUUCAAAAUAUUAAAUAAUUAUAUAUCUUAUGGUUAUGUACCAUAAGGUACAUGUUCAUUUUAUAUUCUAACCUAUUUGGCUUAUGGUUGUUCACCAUACACUGUAUGAUUAUAAAAUCUUAUUUUUUAAGAAAAUGAGAUAAAUACAGUUAGGUUUUUAGAUACACUUUGUAUUUGUUACACAACUGCGAGUGGUAACAAUAACCUGUUCCAUCAGGUUAUUGUAUUAUAUUUCUAUGGUAUUUUAUCCCAAGUAGUGUUUUCUUUCUUAUUAUUUUUGUUUCACAGUUAUUAUUGACUAUAUUUAAUGUUUAUCUCUUUUGUUUACUUUUUAACCCUCAUCUACCGCACAGUUACAUUCAUUUGAUGCGCUUUCAUGACUUGAAUUCUCAGAGAAAUUGUAAAUUUUACCGAUUAGGUGUAAAAUAGCAUAACAAAGCCCCGUUGCUCGUAGGAAAAAAAAACAAAAUACAAUGUAAUUUCCAUUUGUAGUUGUUUUCUUGUGUAGAGAAAAAGAUCAAAAAUCAAAUAUGCGCUAAAUAAAAGAUACAAAGCAAAAAAUGAUUAGUUAAAUUAAAAUCAUCCGAUUCAAGAAUGUCCCGAAAGAUUCCGGAACCGAACAAAUAAUUUCAUAUUGUAGGUAAAACUUGUAGGAUGCAAUCAUACGAGAGCAGAAACACGGUUCAAUGGAAGAAGUUAUUAGCAGAGGUGGCAACAUUCCCGGACAAGGAACUAGUUUCACUUGCAAAUAUUUCUCUUUGAAACAGCACUGCCGUGUGGAGUACAGUUGUCUAAUGUUCUAUGGGAAUUCCUAUUAAAAUGUAACAUGGGACAACACUAUGCUGCACAUGGCAGAGCAGUAAAUGGUAGAACUUACGCAAUUUUUUGCAUACAUGCACACAUAAACUUCAAUUUACCGUUUAGUUAAUGAUCAAUGGAUUACCACCCGAUUGAAAAUUUUAUCCUCCUAGGACUGAUUGAAAAUUGGAAAUACAGUAAACAUCUAAAAGGCACGCGUUUCGAAGAAUAAAAUUUUCAAUUUAAACGUUGAAACGCAAAUUUAAUACAAUAUAACUGAAAUGAUUGAUUUUAUACCUACUGGAAAGUGAAGCUAGUCCUUGUCCAAGGGUUUUAUCAUUUUUCGCAAAACUGAAAUGAAUUCCUACCAGCUGAUAAAUAGAAAAGCACUGAAACCGUGGACACUCGUGAUUGAAUAGGUAAUUUGUUAAAUAAUAUCAACCAGCAAGACUGCCCCUCUUGGCAUGUCAGUCCCAUGUCGUUUCUAAUGCGAAUCAUAUUUUUGUCUCUCAUGAGCUCAUUUAAAAUAAAUUUGAUAUUUUUCUUGCCUCAUUUCACAGCCCAAUGUUCCACGAAAAGUUUAUGCAAGAAUUAUACAUUUUUUCGAAAACAAUUGGAGUUAUAGUGCAAAACGUAGGCACUUUGAAAAACAACAUGGGACUGAUAUGCGAAGAGGGGCAGAAGAGCAAGACGAUAACACAACCAUAAAGCGGGCAAAAAUUGUAAUCCUUCACUGUACAUAUAAGUCGCACUUUCGUAGUACGCCCUAAGCAAUUGGAUUAUGUAUCUAAAUCUAAGCGGUACCUCCCGUAGUACCAAUAUUAUGUAAAAUGAAAACAAAACGCAAACUAUUGGAUAUCAAUUAUCGAAAUAAUAACAAUUAAACACAUACCAACUAAA
Aedes albopictus (Asian tiger mosquito) is the source of this 5620-nucleotide messenger RNA. RefSeq lists its product as uncharacterized. The transcript is spliced from 5 exons. Gene Ontology annotation, biological process: regulation of transcription by RNA polymerase II. NCBI's taxonomy places the organism in Eukaryota, Metazoa, Arthropoda, Insecta, Diptera, Culicidae. Gene Ontology annotation, cellular component: nucleus. The record is from RefSeq and is a predicted model, not a curated record. Gene Ontology annotation, molecular function: DNA-binding transcription factor activity, RNA polymerase II-specific; sequence-specific DNA binding. The coding region runs from base 1195 to 3741 and encodes 848 amino acids.